Messenger RNA from Aureococcus anophagefferens, 2349 nucleotides. RefSeq lists its product as hypothetical. Gene Ontology annotation, cellular component: membrane. NCBI's taxonomy places the organism in Eukaryota, Pelagophyceae, Pelagomonadales, Pelagomonadaceae. The coding region runs from base 1 to 2349 and encodes 782 amino acids. The record is from RefSeq and is a predicted model, not a curated record. The transcript has 3 exons.
AUGGCGACGAAGAAGAAGGACGCGAAGCGGCCGGAGCUGCCGAAGAAGAAGGCCGUGCUCAUCGAGGACAUCACGCCCGACAUCCUCUUGGAUCUGACGCCGGAGCAGCUCAAGGAGCAGCUCGACCUGCGCCACCUCGACGACCAGGGGCGCCGCAAGCCGCAGUCCCAGCGCGAGCCCUGCCCGACGCAGGACUUCGGCGGCUGCCUCUGCUACCAGAUCGGCCCCAACAGCUGGUACCACCUCCCCGAGGACUGCCCGCACCACGACGCGCCGUCGACGGCCUACAGGCUCCGGGAGCAGCUCGAGCGCUACGACGAGCUGCUGGCCGUCGUGACGCCGCGCACGGAGGCGCGGAACAAGGCCGCCGCCGACGCCGAGGCCGCCGCGGCCGCGGGCCAGGAGGAGAAGGCCUACGACCCGCUCUACGACUGGAGCCUCUACUGCCGCGAGGACCACCCGCGGUGGCUCCAGUACAAGCGCGAGCGGGCCAUGCGCGAGGCCGCCAAGGCCGCGGGCAAGAUCCCCGACGGCACGCUGUCCUUCGACGGCGUCGACCGCUACGGCGCGGACGACCCCUUCCUCUACGGCUCGUACCGGCCGGAGGAGUACAACGAGUUCCACCGGCGCUUCCCCCAGGUCUACACCUUCGAGGGCGAAGAGCCGCCGCCGCCGCCGCCGCCGCCGGACGACCUUUCCGAGGCCGCGGCGCCCGCCGCGGCGCCGGGCGACGGGACGGCCGCGGACGGCGGCGCCGCGGCGCCCGCGCCCGCGGCCGCGCGCGCGGCGCCCGCGCCCGCCGCGGCCGUCGAGGCCCCGGCGGCCGAGGCCCCGGCGCCCCCGGCCGUCGAGGCCCCGGCGCCGGCGCCCGGCGCCAACCUCCGCCUCGAGCUCCCGCCGCCGGGCGCCGAGGCCCGCGCGCCCGCCGCGCGGCCGGGCACGCCCGUGACGCCCGUGCCGGAGUCCGAAUACGCGGAGAUGCGCAACGAUCUCAGUGGCUGCAUGGGCCGCAUCCUGACGGACGACGCGCCGGAGCCUGCGUACGCGCUGCUGCCGGAGGAGCGAGCAGAACGCGACGCCACGCGGCGCGCGCGCGUCGACUACGCCGUCAUGGCCUGGCUCAACUUCUUCGAGACCGGCGCCGGCGCGGGCCUGACCAAGUUCCUGCCCCUCUUCCUCGCCGCCCGCGGCCUCGACGCCGCCCAGGUCGGCGCCGUCCUCGCGUCCACCCAGGUCGCCAAGUUCGCCGGCGGCCUCGUCUUCGGGCGCCUCGCGGACGCGACGGGCGGCUACAAGGCCGUGCUCCUCGCGACGAACGGCGCGGCGUGCGCCUUCGCGCUCGCGCUGACGUCGCUCGCCGCGCCCUGGCGGUCGCUGCGCGGCCUGGCGCGCGUCGCCGCCGUCGCGGCGGUCGUCGACGGCCAGGCGUUCUUCGGGAGCUCGUCGGGGACGCUCAUCGACGCGAUCGCGGUCGUGAACAUGGCGGGCGGCGGCGCGUCCUACGGGAGCCUGCGGCUGUGGGCGGCGCUCGGCUGGGGCGUCGCGGCCGUCGCCAUCGGCCGCGGCGUCGACGCCUUCGGGUUCUCGGCGAUCUUCGUCGCGUUCGUCGCGGGCACGGCGCUCGCGUCGUGCGUCGUCGCCGUCCUGUUCAAGAGCCCCGCGGCCAAAACCCCCGCCGGCGCGGCGGCGCCGGCGCCCGCGGGGCGCCGCUGGUACGCGGCGGGCGCGACGCCGCUCUACUUUCUGAACUUCUUCGUCCACGGGUGCCUCGCGGCGUUCGUCGAGAGCUUCCUGCUCCUCUACGUCGCGAGCCGCUACCCGGACGCGCCGUCCUGGUUCCUGGGGCUGCUGGUGCUCGUCGCGGCGCUCUGCGAAUGCCCCGUUUUUUUCUACGCGCAGCGCCUGCUCGACCGCUUCGGCGUGCGGCGAUUACUCGUCUUCGCGCAGGGCCUCUUCGCGCUCCGCUGCGCCGCCUACGCGUUUUUACCGGGCUGCGUCGACGACGACCGCGGCUUUUGGUACUUUUUGCUCCUCGAGCCGUCGCACGCGGUCACCUUCGCGCUCAUGUGGUCCGCGGCCGUCGAGUACGCGCGGACCGCGGCGCCCGUCGAGCGCCAGGGCGGCGCCCAGGCGCUGCUCCGCGGCGUCUACUAUUAUCUCGGCGUCGGCGCCGGGUCCUGGGUGGGCGGCCGCAUCGUCAAGGCGCGCGGGUUCCACGCGCUCUACGUCGCGGGCGCGGUCGGCAUGGCCGCGUGGAUGGCGGCCUGGGCGCUCCUCCUGCGCGCCUGGCGGCCGCGGCCGGCCGCCGCGGCCCUCGCGCCCGCGGAGGCGUCGACGGAGGUGUUCUAA